Molecule: messenger RNA, 575 nt
Organism: Mycena indigotica
Lineage: Eukaryota; Fungi; Basidiomycota; Agaricomycetes; Agaricales; Mycenaceae
Exons: 3
Coding region: 294-575 (93 amino acids)
Source: RefSeq, a predicted model, not a curated record
CGUCGUCGACGUUCCUUUCGGCUAAUAUGCUGGCCCAAUACACCAGUCAAACAUUCAGAUAAUAGCAAGGUUUGUCUCGCGCUAUCGUGCAUUCUAAGUAUUCUCUUCGAUUGCGCUGGUGUUUUUCCUCGAGAGGCGGGGUCCUCACUGGCAUUCCAUUUGCUUCUAGCGAGUGCAAUUCAAGACCCUCCUGACUGAAUCCUCUGAGUCGCCUCCUCAAGGGACGGCACUAAUACCGUUAUUGCAGCCCUACAUCAUCUCAGAAUCGUAUCUCUCGCAGCAACCAUUGAGCCAUGAUGUCCUCGCUGGGAUGGGAAUGGGAACAUUGGCAAGAGCUGGAUGUAACUUUUCAGUUAAACGAAAAAUUGCUUGGGAACGCAAUGGCGUUCUCGUCUCUACAUCGCAAGCAACACCGUUCCCGGACCUUCAUCGAUGCUCAUCUCCCGCUGCUAAUGAAGUCUGCACUAGCGGACGAAUGUCAAAGCAGCUUUAUCGUUGUCUCAAAUUCUGAUUUCGCGUUUCCCAUGUUCGCGACGCGGGCUCUUGUACAACUCCAUCCGCCAACUCUUAUUUAA